AUUUUUCUGGAACCCAAAUGGUCCUUCCGUUGACAGGCUGCAUACUUGGCACCUUUGGAGUCCUGUUGUUGGAAGUGCUUACAGGGAGAGCUCCAUCGCAGUAUCCUUCACUGACAAGGGCCCAGAUGGAGGAGGAGCAGACGGUGGAUCUUCCAAAAUGGGUGCGAUCGGUGGUGAAGGAAGAGUGGACGACAGAAGUGUUCGAUCAAGAGCUUCUAAGGUACAAGAACAUUGAGGAUGAGCUUGUGGCAAUGCUCCAUGUGGGGUUGGCAUGUGUGGUGCUACAGCCAGAAAAGAGGCCUACAAUGGCAGAAGUAGCCAAGAUGAUUGAAGAUAUCAGGGUGGAGCAGUCUCCAUUAGGGGAGGAAUAUGAUGAAUCCCGUAAUUCGCUUUCGCCUUCUCUCGCUACCACUGAAGAUGGACUGCCGUGAUACUGAUCUUUCAUUACCAAUGGUAGAUUUGCUCAUUCUAGCAGUAUCAUCCCUCCAUUUCUCUUGCGAGCUCUUCCUUGGACCCUCUGCUUGUCCUGUGUUCCUCUGUAGUAUGUGUAAGCCUUCAUGAUUUUCAUUGUCGUAGUUGAGAUCUCAGUCUCAUGAUCUUCCCAUCUUUGUGAUUGCUUUAUUUAGAUUACAGUUCUGUAAUGUAAUUUUGACAUUUGAAUCAGUUUAUCAAAUGAUUUCUAAGUCUAUACAGUCUCGUUUUCUUCAUCUGCACCUAAAAUCUCAUACAUCUGAUGGUCUUGGGUGGGGAUCUUAAUCAAAAUCAAACAAAUAAGAAAAAGAAAAUCAUGAUAGAAGCAUGAGGAAUGUUGAAAAAAAUCCACAUUUAACAGUUGCAUUAUGCUAUUGGAAUACAAGAAGCAGAGGCCUUUCCGCGGCAUCAGUUUUUGUUUUUGUAGCAUUACAAUGCCGAAUGAUAAUACAAAUUCUGAAAAACUGAAGACAACAUACAGAUAAACAACUUUCGGCUUGUGAAGACUUCCUACUGUAAAUCUUGCUCAAUAAGCAUUUUCAAGGAAC
Messenger RNA from Rubroshorea leprosula, 1019 nucleotides. The record is from the annotation of a GenBank genome assembly. NCBI's taxonomy places the organism in Eukaryota, Viridiplantae, Streptophyta, Magnoliopsida, Malvales, Dipterocarpaceae.